AUGGCGAUUGCAGUUCAACCUCAACAGCCACCUCCAAGGGCAAAUGGUAUUGCCACCUCAACUUAUUUCGGUGGGAAUGAGACUGAUCAUCAAGCUUUGUUGGCCUUCAAGAGACAGAUAACACGUGACCCUGAAAACGUUUUCAGCUCUUGGAAUGAUUCCCUCCAUUUCUGCGAGUGGGAAGGUGUUACUUGUGGCCGCAAGCAUAGAAGAGUCACUGUAUUAGAUCUGAGUACCAGAGGUUUGGUGGGUUCCUUGUCUCCAUACAUAGGCAACCUCAGCUUCAUUAGGGAAAUAGUGCUGGCAAACAACACCAUUGGAGGCAAAAUCCCUGAUGAAGUUGGCCGUCUAUUCAGGUUGCGUGUAUUGAGGUUGACUAAUAACUCCUUCCAAGGGGAAAUUCCUGCAAACCUUUCCCAUUGCUCCAACAUUAAGAUUCUUAGAGUCGGAUUCAAUGACCUUUCGGGAUCAAUCCCAAAGGAGCUUGCUUCUUUAUCAAAGCUGGAGUUUCUUGCUGUUACCGACAACAAUCUCAGGGGAGAAAUCCCAUCUUUCAUUGGGAACUUUAGCUCUCUCCAAGUUUUAUUUGCACCUGGAAAUAAACUCUCUGGUUUGAUCCCUCUAUCUUUAUAUAAUCUUUCGUCUAUUACUAAAUUAAGCUUGUACGACAAUAAGCUUAGUGGAAGUCUUCCUACAAACUUAUUCCUCACCCUUCCGCAUCUCCAGUGGUUUCUAAUCUUUGAAAACCAAUUUACCGGAUCUCUUCCACUCUCAUUAUCUAAUGCUUCAGAGCUACAAUACUUAGAAGUUGGCGCAAACAAUUUUACGGGAAAAAUUUCAGUCAAUUUUGGAGGCCUGCACCGUUUGGAGUCAUUAUUAAUUGCUGAAAGUAAUUUAGGUAGUGGAGAUGAUGAUGAAAUGAAUUUCAUUCAAUCUCUAGUCAAUUGUAGCAGUUUACAUCAAAUAGCUCUUUCAGGGAAUCAACUCAAAGGUACGUUGCCUAAUGUUUUGGGUAAUCUUUCAACCCAGCUUACCUUUUUUACAAUUGGUGAAAAUCUUCUUUUUGGAGAGAUCCCUAUAGGGAUGGGUAAUUUGGUCAACUUGACAACCUUAUUGAUGAGUGGUAACAAGUUUUCAGGGACAAUCCCAGACGAUAUUAGCAGUCUUAAAAAGUUACAACGAUUAGAUUUAUCUAACAACAAACUCUCAGGAAUGUUACCAAUUACCCUCGGAAACCUAACAUCAUUAAAUGAACUGCACUUAGGAAGUAACAAAUUGCAAGGAACUAUCCCAUCAAGUAUAGAAAAUUGCCAAAAUUUGUUGCUGUUAGAUCUUUCACAAAACAAUCUCACAGGCAUCAUUCCAAAGCAACUCUUUGCAGUUUCCAUGCUGUCAAUUAGACUUAGUUUAGCUCAAAACUUUUUCAUAGGAUCACUACCUUCUGAGGUUGGCAAUCUUGUCCAUUUAUAUAAUCUGGACUUAUCUGACAACAAGUUGUCUGGUAAAAUUCCAAGCAGCCUAGCCUCUUGCACAAGCCUUGAGUACCUUUACCUAGAGGGUAAUUUAUUUCAAAGAGAAAUACCAACAUCCCUGAGUUCUUCGAGGGGUAUUCAAGUCAUGGAUCUUUCUCGGAACAACUUCUCUAGUCAAAUUCCAAAUUUCUUGGAGAAACUCUCCCUCAAGAAUUUGAAUUUAUCCUUCAAUGAUUUUCAGGGAGAGGUUCCAACAAAAGGGGUUUUCGCAAAUGCUAGCGCAAUAUCACUCAUUGGAAAUAGUAGAUUGUGUGGGGGCAUAUCGGAACUAAACUUGCCGAGGUGCUUAGCAAAAGAAGAGAAGAAAAUAAAGUGGCCCUUUACAGUCAAAGUGGCAAUCUCAAUGGCAUGUGUGAUUUUGGUAAUAACCAUAGUGUCAUUUUUCUUAUUUUAUUGGCGCAAAAAUAAAAGAAAUGAUAAUUCUUCAGAAUCUUCCUUGAAGCAAUCAUUUUUGAGAGUGUCUUACCAAAUGCUCCUUAAAGCAACUGAUGGAUUUUCAUUAGCAAAUUUGAUUGGUGUUGGUAGUUUUGGCUCAGUGUAUAAAGGCAUCCUUGGUGACGAUAGAUCAAUUGUUGCAAUUAAGGUACUAAAUAUUCAACGUCAAGGAGCUUCCAGGAGCUUCGUCUCCGAGUGUGAAGCCUUGAAAACUAUUCGUCACCGAAAUCUUGUGAAGAUCAUAACUUGUUGCUCAAGUGUGGAUUUUCAUGGCAAUGAUUUUAGGGCUCUAGUUUACGAGUUCAUGCCAAAUGGAAGUCUAGAAAAUUGGUUGCAUAUGGAUCUAGAAACAAAUAUCAUGCAGGUAGAGAUACUAAAUCUGAACAUUCUUCAAAGAACAAACAUUGCCAUUGAUGUCGCUUGUGCACUUGAUUACCUACACCACCAUUGCCCAAUGCCAGUUGUUCAUUGUGAUAUAAAGCCAAGCAACAUUCUUUUCGAUUGUGAUAUGAUUGCUCAUGUUGGAGAUUUUGGGCUUGCGAAGUUUCUUUUAAGACUUACCAAUUUGAAAGAAAGUAGUUCGAUUGGAAUAAGAGGAACAAUUGGGUACACCCCUCCAGAGUACGGUUUAGGAAGUGAGGUGUCAACCAAAGGAGAUGUGUACAGCUAUGGAAUUUUAUUGUUGGAGAUGAUAACAGGAAAGAGACCCACAGAUAGUGUGUUUGAGGGAGGCCUUAACCUUCACAACUAUGCUAGCAUGGCCGUACCAGACGGUGUAAUGGAAGUUGUGGAUCCAAAACUUUUAAAUAAUGUUGAUGAAGUUCUUAGAAAUCACAAUGGUUGCCUUGCAAAUAAAAUAAAGGAGUGUUUGAUAUCCAUGGUCAAGGUCGGAGUGGCAUGCUCUAUGGAGUUGCCACAAGAACGAUGGGACAUUAGCAAGGCCAUCUCUGAGUUGCAUUUGGUUAGGGACAUUAUUCUUGGUGCUAGGAUUUAG
This is a messenger RNA of Quercus robur (English oak), 2961 nucleotides long. RefSeq names its product receptor kinase-like protein Xa21. The record is from RefSeq and is a predicted model, not a curated record. Gene Ontology annotation, molecular function: protein kinase activity; protein binding; ATP binding. Lineage: Eukaryota; Viridiplantae; Streptophyta; Magnoliopsida; Fagales; Fagaceae. The transcript has 3 exons. Gene Ontology annotation, biological process: protein phosphorylation. The coding region runs from base 1 to 2961 and encodes 986 amino acids.